Messenger RNA from Kluyveromyces marxianus DMKU3-1042, 1500 nucleotides. It is a transcript of the gene CDC6, whose product is annotated as AAA family ATPase CDC6. The record is from RefSeq and is a predicted model, not a curated record. The transcript has a single exon. Gene Ontology annotation, molecular function: DNA replication origin binding; ATP hydrolysis activity. Gene Ontology annotation, biological process: cell division; mitotic DNA replication checkpoint signaling; DNA replication initiation. Gene Ontology annotation, cellular component: nucleus. NCBI's taxonomy places the organism in Eukaryota, Fungi, Ascomycota, Saccharomycetes, Saccharomycetales, Saccharomycetaceae. Bases 1 to 1500 code for a protein of 499 amino acids.
AUGUUCAAAGGGCUCACCACUCCACCUGCUUCUCCAGAGAAGCAACAGAGGAAAUAUAUAGGCGUAGGGGUACGCCAGCCGUUCGAAGCAGUGAGCAGCAGUGUGACAAACAUCGAUACGACCGAAGAAGCACAUGAGGACUUGAAACCGAAGAGAUUGGCAUUUGGAUCGGAGCCUUUGACUUCGAAAACCAAGUCGCUGUUGCAACAGUCUUCUGUUGCAACUUGUGAGAAUUCGUGGCUCGUAACCAGGGAGUCAGAGUACCGCGAUAUCAUUGAAUUCCUGCAGGGUUCAAUUGGAAUGAAGGACUCCAACGAGAACUCACUGUACAUCACUGGGCCUCCAGGAACGGGCAAGACGGCUCAGCUAGAUAUCAUUUUGAGAGAUAAGUUCCAAGAGAUUGUGCUGGGCCCAGCAAGAGCCACAUUGCCUAAACACGACUCUGAUUUGACAAAUGUAUCAUAUUUUGAAACACAACCGGAUGUGUUUCAGCCCGUAGCAGUCGCCAAGAUCAACUGUAUUGCACUCGCAAAGCCCGAGACGAUUUUCCAGAAACUAAUAACAGAGUUCACCAAUACACGCAGCCCAGCUUUCCACACAGGCGCCAGCUCAACAGUGAAGACGUUGGAAGAGUUUUGUAGAUCGAAACCAAGCACACAUUUCGUCAUGAUACUAGAUGAAAUGGAUAAACUGAUCAAUGGAAACGGUUCUGGGGCAUCAAAAACGAAGACUAUCCUCGAUCUCUUCUUAUUGGCAAAAGAGCCUAGCAUUAAUGUAACCGUCAUUGGUAUAGCUAACAGCAUUGACCUGAAGGAUAGAUUCCUCAACGGAUUAAAUCUGCAAAAAGAACUUCUCCCCAAGGUAAUACACUUCCGUCCUUAUAAUUCUGAUCAGAUGUUUGAGAUAGUGAAGCAGAAACUGUCUGUUUUCCCCCAAUGUUUUGAACUGUUCCAGCCAAUGGCGAUCAGAUUUGCAACAACAAAGUGCUCGGGUUCCACAGGAGACUUAAGAAGAUUAUUUGACUUGUUGAGAAGCAGCGUGCAAUUAUUCGAAUUGGAUUCUCUCAAGUCAAAUGCAGUUUCCAAUGUAGGAUCUAAGCGAAAGGUCACAAUUGCUCACGUGGCCAAAGCAGUGUCAAAGUUCAUGGGGUCUGCUACCACAAGGGCCAGAAUUGGCCCUCUGAACAUUCAACACAAGAUUGUUUUAUGUUCUCUGGUUCAUAGAGAGAGGUUUGAUCUCCACCAGUGCAUAUGCACCAUUGACGAGGCUUAUGAUUACUACGUCAAACUUCUGAGACGAACCGAAGUUAUGAAGCCUUUGAGUAAAACUGAGUUCCUAGAAAGUUGUAAUAGCUUACAGACUUGCGGAGUGGUCAUAAUAGACUUUUCAAGGAAGCGCAAUAUUCAGUCUGGAUCACAAAAAACCAUAAAGUCAUCAGUAAUUGAAGCGGAACUACAGGAAGAAAUAAGCAAAAUCGAGCUAUUAAAGCGUCUCUUGUAG